Messenger RNA from Prorocentrum cordatum, 1079 nucleotides. The record is from the annotation of a GenBank genome assembly. Lineage: Eukaryota; Dinophyceae; Prorocentrales; Prorocentraceae.
GGGCCUCCCGGCCCCACCGGCACUCGGCGAGCCGAUCGCCCAGCCUGGCGCAGAUGCCCCGGCUGUCGGAGCAGCGGCCGCUGCAGCACAGGGCGCUCGAGGCCCAGAGCAUCGAUCAGAGAGUGACCGACAGGAAGAGGCGGUCUGGCGUCUCGCCGCGGGCGCAGCUCAGCAAGUCCGUGUCGCUGCCGCAGCUGGCGCAGGCCGGGCCGCCGCAGCAGGCCUCGCCGGCGGCGUCGCAGCGCGCGCGGAAGGCCGCCGUCGCCCCCCUCGCCGCCAAGCCCUUCUCCUCGCCGGCCUCGCCGCACGCGACCAGCGCCGGCUCGACGUCGCCGGGGCCAGCGCCCACUGAGACCUCGAGGCUGGCGGAGACAAUGCAGCGCGCGCUGAAGAGCGGCCUGUCGCAGUCGCACAUCAACGGAGCGGACAAGGCGCUGGCGCAAGAGCGCGAGAGCCAGGCGCUGACGAUCGCGGUGCUGAAGGGCAACAAGGAGGGUAUACGCCAGGCCCUCGCCAGAGCGCAGAAGGCCGGCGUGAGCAGGACGCUGAUCGACAGCGCCAAGGGUCAGGUGCACCAGCUGGAGUCGUUCGACCUCAUGGCUGCGGCCAUUCAGUCCGAGGACGUCGAGGCGCUGAGGUCCGCGAUAUCCAUGGCGCGGAGGGCGGGAGCCCCGAGUCAAGACCUCCAUGCCGCGGAGGAUAUGCUUGCCCGCAUCGAGGCACGCGGGCGGCUCAGGGAGGCCAUCGAGCUGAGGAGGGAGGAGUCUCUGAAGUGGGCCAUCAACGAGGGGGAGAUACUCGGCCUGCAGUCCGUGGACGACCCCAGCUCGAAGAAGAAAAAUCCGCGUAAGCGUAAACUUUUGGCGCUCCGUGCGGACUUCUUGGAGCUGCGCUGGGCACUCCCUGGCGGCGCCUCCGGCGCCGCCCCUGGCGCGCUCCGCGGGCCAGGGAGGGGGCCCAGCGCAGAUCCAAGAAACCCGUGCGGAGCGCCACAAGCUUGUUUCUGCGCCGCUGUUUCUUCUCCUGCCAUCCUGAUUGAGGCCAAGAACGUGCUGAAGAGUCUGCGCGGCAAGGCCUGA